CUUGAUUCGUGAACUGGGCGAUUGAGGGCCUUCUGGCAUUUAGCGCAUAUCUGCAAGAAUCCUAGUUCGACAAUUUUACGCGGCCCAAGCCCUACAGUCAACUCUGCGAUUCUGGGCCAUUUGGCAUUUAGCGCGGCAAGAAUCCACUAAGUCGACGAGACGACGGAGGUUGAGGGACGACUGGUCGGCAGUUGACUGGACGAUGCCGAUGAACUCACUAACACCGUUCGCCGGUGCGUGACUUUGAAGUCGAAACGCCGACCGCUAAACCGCCCAGAUACCGACGCAGAUCACGCGGUGACGGCUGCGACGCUUGGCCGCCUCCCGACCGGCGCCCGGCCCUGCCCCUUCUAAGUGGACCUGCAACCCGAAUUUCCCAUUGUUCCCAGAAUCCCUGCCCCUUCUCCCCCUGCCCUUCUCAGUUUUCAACUCCUGCCUCUAGUCAAGCCAUCAAACAAGAGAUCAUUGAGCUGCAAUCUUUAGAUUAUUGAUUCAAGACAACUUUGGCUGAUCGCAUGUAGUUCAGUUUUUGGUUGCAUUUUUUGCGAGUGAACUGAAUUCAGAUAAUUUCGAAGAACCUUGUCUCAAAUAUUUAAAUGAAUCCUAAAGCUCAUUCAAUGGCCACUUCAAACUUGCCUCUCACAAUCCACACACCUCUAUGGGUAUUAACAUCCUGGCCGAUACCCUGUUACCUUCCAAGAUUACCAAUAUCAAGAAGACCCAAGAACGUCAAAUUGCAUACAUCAAGAAAAACUUCUAGAGUAUUUUCCCCAUCACCGACCUUUGCAGUGCUCUCUGACCCAUACAUCCUUCAACUUGCAGAAACACUUGAAGAUUCACUAGAAUCAUCAUCAUCAUCAUCCUUGACUCUGCAGAAACUUAGAGACAUUUCCUCUCAAUUCCUUCUCUCGACCUCAUGGCCUUCACGCAAGGAUGAAGCUUUUAGGUUUACCGACACUUCUUUUAUCAGGAACUCCAUUAUUGAACCGAUUUCAUCUACAUCAGACUUGCAGCAACCUGUACCACUUUCUAGUAAUGAUACCCUUUCUCCAUUAAAUGUUACAAUUAUUGAUGGAUAUGUGGUAAGUUCAUUGUCACAGUUAUCUGAGUUGCCGAGCGGAGUGUUUGUGGGUUGUCUUUCAAGCCUUAAUACUUCUGAGGAGGCUACAAUAAUGAAAAGGGUAUCUGAUGAAUAUGUUUCUAUUUCCCAGAGUGGAGACAUGUUUUGGUCCCUUAAUGGGGUUGGUGCCCCUGAUAUACUUGUUAUAUAUGUGCCUGAAGGGUGUAGAGUUGAGAAUCCGCUCCAUUUGAAGUACUUUUCAUUGAAAGGAAGAGAGAAACAUUCUAAAGUUUUGCCCAUUUCGAACCCAAGGGUGUUAGUUUUAGUGGAAAAAGGCGGUGAGCUUAGUAUAGUUGAGGAGUACACCGGGAGUGACAAAUGUUAUUGGGCCAAUCCAGUUAUGGAAAUUGUAAUUGGGGAUGGGGCAAAGGUUAGCCAUUCUUACAUCCAAACACAGUCCUUAGGUGCUGCACAUAUUAAGUGGACUUCAGUUCGCCAGGAAUCAACAAGCGUUUACAAGCAUGUUGAAGUAAGCACAGGCGGAAAAUUGAGCAGACACAAUUUGCAUGUGCAUCAGCUUGGGCGAGACACUUUGACAGAAUUAUCCACAUUUCACUUAGCAAGAGGUGACCAAACACAAGAUUUGCAUAGCAAAAUAGUAUUAAACCAUCCAUGUGGGGUCUCUCGUCAACUUCACAAAUGCAUUGUGACUCACUCAGGCCAUGCCGUCUUCGACGGAAAUGUACAAGUUAAUAGAGAUGCUCAGCAGACGGAUGCAGGACAGCUAACCAGAAGCCUACUGUUGGAGCCUCGGGCAACGGUGAAUGUGAAGCCAAAUCUCCAAAUAAUUGCUGAUGAUGUCAAAUGCUCUCAUGGAGCCGCCAUUAGUGAUUUGGAAGAAGAACAGCUUUUCUACUUCCAAGCACGCGGAAUUGACAUAAAAGCCGCUAGGAAAGCUCUUAUAAUUUCUUUUGCUGCUGAAGUGAUAGGGCAUAUUUCAAACACUUGUGUGCAGAAGCGAGUUGAAGGGCUUUUGAGAAAAUUGCUUGAUGAUCCCGCACUAAUUCCUUUUCCUAGUAGUGGCUGACUAGUUGCGUCACUUUUUAUUAUUGGUGGAUUUGAUCAUGUGUGUUAUUAUUAUGUAAUCUUUAAUAUAUUCUUUCCCAUGUGGCAUCGCAUGUAUAUAUUAUCACUCUCCAAAUGGAUGAAUUUUGGGUAAGCAAUCCUGGU
Messenger RNA from Cuscuta europaea, 2290 nucleotides. The record is from the annotation of a GenBank genome assembly. Lineage: Eukaryota; Viridiplantae; Streptophyta; Magnoliopsida; Solanales; Convolvulaceae.